GCGGCGGCGCGAUGGUGUGGGCCUGCCGGGGAGUUGCGGGCUCAGGGUUUGAACCUGCCAACUUCUCCAGCCCGCAGGGGUGAGCGCCGGGGCGGCGGCAAGGGCGAGUGAGUGCGGCGGCGUGGGGCGGAGGCAGGCGCCCGGGCCGCUCGGGAUUGGGCCGCCGACCAGACCACCUGCCACCCGGGGAGGGUCCCGGUGGCGAGAUCGGGGUGGGGUGGUGGGGUGCCCCGGGAACCCUGGACCCAACUGGGGCAGAGGGCACUGGACCGGGCCGGACUCAGGCAUUCAGGAGGCGGGCGAGCCCAGGUUGCUGAGAGGCCGCAGGAAGGUUUGCUAGACGAGAGGCGGGGGCGAGGGCGAGGGCGUGUGCGAACCCUUCCCCAUGCGCCCACUCCCCUACCCUACCAGGAAAGGGGGCUCGAAGCCCAAGAUGCCUUCUUCCCCCAUCUUGGACAUCUUUUCGCCGCACUCUCUGGCAGGAUCCUGAGGGCGAGUAUUGUAGCUUCUGGGGCUAGACACCCUCCCCGCCAACUCGUCCAUCUGGAGCCCGCUUGCCCCAGCCCCUUCUGCGCGGGAGGGGGUAGCAGAGAGCGGCGGAAGCAGGCUUUCCUUAGGGAAUCUGCAAACCUAACCCCACUGCCUGAUUGCUGUAAACACGACACCCGUGGGGGAGUGCAGUGGGCAAAAAGCUCCUCCUCCCAGGCCCCACCCCACUGAACCCACAGUCCUCAUUGCCGGUCUCUUUCCUGGUUCCCACCCGCGCCAGGUGAUACGGGGAGCUGAAACCAUGGUUCAGCAGGUGCUGUACCGGGCGCUGGUCUCCACCAAGUGGCUGGCGGAGUCCGUCCGGGCUGGCAGGCUGGGCCCUGGCCUUCGAGUGCUGGACGCCUCCUGGUACUCGCCGGGCACCCGCGAGGCCCGCAAGGAAUACCUAGAGCGCCAUGUGCCCGGCGCCUCCUUCUUUGACAUAGAGGAGUGCCGGGACAGAGCGUCGCCCUACGAGAUGAUGCUGCCCAGCAAGGCGGGCUUCGCCGACUACGUGGGCAGCCUGGGCAUCAGCAACGACACGCACGUGGUGGUGUACGAUGGUGACCACUUGGGCAGCUUCUAUGCGCCGCGGGUCUGGUGGAUGUUCCGCGUGUUUGGCCACCGCACCGUAUCCGUGCUCAAUGGUGGCUUCCGGAACUGGCUGAAGGAGGGCCACCCGGUGACAUCGGAGCCCUCACGCCCAGAGCCAGCUGUCUUCAAAGCCACACUGGACCGCUCCCUGCUCAAGACCUACGAGCAGGUGCUGGAGAACCUCGAAUCGAAGAGGUUCCAGCUGGUGGAUUCACGGGCCCAAGGGCGGUACCUGGGCACGCAGCCGGAGCCAGAUGCAGUAGGACUGGACUCGGGCCACAUCCGAGGCUCAGUCAACAUGCCCUUCAUGGACUUCCUGAUGGAGGAUGGCUUCGAGAAGAGCCCGGAGGAGCUCCGUGCCAUGUUCGAGGCCAAGAAGGUGGACCUCGCAAAGCCCAUCAUCGCCACAUGCCGAAAGGGUGUCACUGCCUGCCACAUCGCCCUGGCCGCCUACCUCUGUGGCAAGCCCGAUGUGGCCAUCUAUGACGGCUCCUGGUUCGAGUGGUUCCACCGGGCCCCCCCGGAGACCCGGGUGUCCCAGGGGAAAGGCGGGAAGGCGUGAGCAGUGGCCUCUCCUACCCUCGCCUACAACUCCUGCCAGUGGAGUGACCCCAGCGUGGCCCACAGCUGGUCCAUGCCUCAUCGGCUAAGGAGAUGAACAAGUUUUUAGAGUUAAUGGGUAGAGCGCUCCUUUUCCCAACAACACUGGAAUAAAACUGGCCUUUUCCGAGUA
Molecule: messenger RNA, 1855 nt
Organism: Aethalodelphis obliquidens (Pacific white-sided dolphin)
Lineage: Eukaryota; Metazoa; Chordata; Mammalia; Artiodactyla; Delphinidae
Gene: TST
Product: thiosulfate sulfurtransferase
Exons: 2
Coding region: 791-1684 (297 amino acids)
Cellular component (GO): mitochondrion
Molecular function (GO): thiosulfate-cyanide sulfurtransferase activity
Source: RefSeq, a predicted model, not a curated record